AUGUCUUCCGUCUUUGAUCACUCUGACUCUGCUAGUGCUAUUGACAUCGGUCACAGCACAGGCCAUCUGGAUGAUCCUAACUCUGUUAUCGAUACAGAAGCCACCUCGUCGCCGGCACCAUCGUCCUCGCCAGCUCUUACCGCUCCCCGCCCUAGGACAUCUCCCAUUUGGCAGUACUGUCGAAGAGAAGAAGGCAAGGCUGUCCCGGCGGCCUGGGUUGAUUCCAACGGAACAAAAUGGUGGCAUUGCCAGCCAUGCUUUGAUAAGAAAAGACCAAAGAGGUACAAUUACUCUGGAGGGUCGUCCGUCAUCGUCAAUCACUUGCGAAAGGAGCACCAUAUCAUGAUUGCUGGAAGACAGGAGUCUAGGCGGGAAGUAACGCAAAGUCGCCUUGGAGAUAUCACUGCCUUCCUGGCCAAAGAUACGCCUUCCUUAAUCAAGAAACGCAAGGCGACCGCAGAGGAGGAUGCUCUGGACCAGGCCACACUGCGCGAAUUGUACUGCCGCUACACAGUAGCCUGCAGCCUCCCCUUUGCUCAUGCCGAGCAACCAGCCUUUCGUGACCUAAUCCGGUAUAUUCGCCCGGCUUCCGAUGAUCUCCUCCCAAGGUCUGGCGAUACGGUUAGGACCGACUUGCAAAGGGCCUACAUCAACAAGGAGUUUGUUAAAAGGGCCUUGCAGAAUGCCCUCUCGUCGAUUCACGUCGUCCCCGACAAUUGGACAUCGCCAAAUUGUUUAGGAGUAAUAGGCUUCACUGUUCAGUUUGUCACUGAAGAUCACGGUUUGCUGUCCCUUGUGGUGAGGAUAAAAGAAUUAGAAGGCCAGCACAGCGGCGAGAACAUGGCAGAAGCAAUCAUGGAGUUCAUACGAGAAUACGGAAUAGCCUCAAAGGUGGGAUACUUCAUGAUGGAUAAUGCCAGCAAUAUGAACACCAUGAUCGACAAGGUUUCCGACGACUUGGAACGUGAGUUUGACGUUUUCUACGAUCCUCUUCCUCACCGACUUCGCUGUUUCGGCCACAUAAUCAGCAUGGCCGUGAUGGAAUUUCUCAUCGGAAAACGACCGCCUACAACAAACCCCUACCACGGGCCAUCCAACGAGGGAGUCGAGCAGUGGAGAAAGCGAGGGGCAAUAGGCCAACUGCACAAUAUCGUAGUCUAUAUCACUUGGACCCCACAACGGCUCCAAACAUUCACCACUCUCAGCGACGGUCUCAGACUGCGACGUGAUAAUGACACCCGCUGGAACUCGUGGUAUGGAAUGGUUGAGUGGGCUCUCCGGCCCAAAGUACGGCAGGCCAUCACCAUAUUUUGUGCGCAAGAGCCGGCUCUGCAGGACGAUGCUCUGACCCCGUCUGACUGGGCAACUUUGGCCGAGAUUCACAAAUUCCUCGAACCAUUUUACGAUGCUACAAUAGCCAACGAAGGCAUGAGAGAUUCCAUCUCGGACAUUCUGCCUACCAUGGACUAUCUCCUGCAUCACAUUGAGGCUGCCAGGAAGGCCACCGCCCUUCCCCACUUGGCUGCAAUGAUGGAGACUGCCUGGGCUAAACUGGCCGACUACUACGAAUUGACGGAAGACUCACCAGUCUAUUCGGCAGCGACAGUAUUAAACCCGUCUCUUAAGUGGGCAUAUAUGGAGAAGACUUGGGAGGACAAAAUUGAAUGGAUUGAGAGAGCUAAAGCUCGCGUAGGGCAGUUGUGGAGGGAGACGUACAAAUCAACCACCUCCUGCCCAGUUCUUCGUCCGGGCUCCGCACAACAGACAACUACAAGGCGACUAAACGGAUACAAAAUGUGGAUGAAAGAGCAAAGGGCCACUAUUUUCAACAUGGAUGACGACGAGUACGAAGUGUAUUGCCGUGAACCUGUGAUGAUGGUAUCAGAUCCGUUGAAAUGGUGGUUAGAGUCAGCGCAGCGCCGACGGUUUCCUAACUUAUCUUUGAUGGCCAUCGACAUUCUAUCGAUUGCGCCCAUGUCUACGGAGACAGAGCGACUUUUCUCCAAAGCCAAACUUUCGGUAACCGACCAGCGAGGAUCUAUGAAUGUUGAAACGUUGAAUCUAUUGGAGUGCCUACGAUCCUGGGAUUGUAGUGCUCUAAUUAUUCCGUCAGAGAGCCAUUAUGUCGGCCAGACAGACGCAGAUGUCAUCAUUGAUACAGUGGAAUCAGGAACUUGA
Pochonia chlamydosporia 170 is the source of this 2178-nucleotide messenger RNA. Its product is annotated as transposase-like protein. The coding region runs from base 1 to 2178 and encodes 725 amino acids. The transcript has 2 exons. The record is from RefSeq and is a predicted model, not a curated record. NCBI's taxonomy places the organism in Eukaryota, Fungi, Ascomycota, Sordariomycetes, Hypocreales, Clavicipitaceae. Gene Ontology annotation, molecular function: protein dimerization activity.